This is a messenger RNA of Chara braunii, 1661 nucleotides long. NCBI's taxonomy places the organism in Eukaryota, Viridiplantae, Streptophyta, Charophyceae, Charales, Characeae. The record is from the annotation of a GenBank genome assembly.
GCACAUACGCAUACUUGCAAACACACUACACACACCUUCGUAGAGAACGAAGUCGUCUUACAGCAGGAUAUCACGAUCGGUGCACUACCACGACGUCGUCUAGUUGUGACUCAGCGAGAACCCUCAGAUGGAGGUAGAAGGCAACCGCCAGGAUGCAGAGGGGGUUCCCCCCCAUGGGGUGGAUGUGGGAAUGAUUGGGGCUGAAGGAGAAGCAACAACUCCAAGAGUGCAGAAUAAUGUCGAAGAAGUUGUUGGGCCGCAGAAUCGUUCGCCGCCACAAGCGCAGACGAAUUACUGGGUAGAAGAGGAAAGAGUUCAGGAGAUGUUGGCAAAAUGCUACGACAUAGGCAUCCUUCCGGCAGGCUGGGAUAUAGGAGAACUCAAGGAGGAGGGAAUGAAAGCCCACUUCACUUUGAACCCAUCGUUAGAUGAGAUCAAAGUAAAGUGGCUAAAGGAGCGAACCGUCACGGUGAUCUUUCAAGACGGAUCCAAGAAUCUGCUGAAGAAGAUCAAGGAGGACGUCAUCCGUGCCUAUGAGAGUAUAUGGUUGGGGGAGGGAAGGUUUGACCCUUCGGUCAUGAGGGGGCGCGUCAGCAUAGAAUCGAGUAACGUGCUGUCUUACAUCGCGAAGGAUGUAAGGGUCGUGGAGUUGAUGCUGCAAGAAGGCGAGUCAGUUGUGGAGUCCUCCAUCGGGCAUGUUCUGAAGACCUACCCGUCGGAGAAGGAUGCUAGAACGCCUCGGUUAAUUAACGUAAGGAUGGACUUGUCACUGGAGGCGCUUCCGAGACUGAAGGAGACGAUCUCCUUCACUACCUUCCAGGGGCAAUUGAUCGAGCUGAAAGUGGCAAACGCUCAGACCCCGUGGUGCAGCCCUACGGGUCCGCAGCAGACGGUUGACCCCUAUGGAAAUAUUAGGGUUAACCCUUUCUUUUCGCCACUUCGAGACCAAGCUAUGGGAGUUCAGAAUGGUCAUAACGUGGCUGCCUCAAAUGGUCAGCUGCAACAGCGUUACGUAGAGCAGAUGGGUCAACAGAGCUCGGGGGCACCAGACCCUUCCAGUAGCAGCCAGCGGCCAAGGACGGAUACAACUCCAACGAAGCAACGAAGGCAAAUUGGGGAGAACGACGAUGUCGUCCGGAUCGAGGAAGAGGUGGACGAAAAGCAUUCCGUAACUUCCUUGUCUAAAUCUGGGGAAUUGAGAAUGAAGGAACAAGGUCUGUCACCGUUGAAGCGGAACCGAAGACAGUCCACCAAAGGGGGUGAUUGUGAGUGGGAAAAGCACCUUCUUCCGCUUUUAUUUAUCACCACAGUUGAAGGGAACUUUACUCUUGCAUGGUCAACUGAACCUGGAGUGACGGUUCUUCCGUCCCAACGGAUCAGCAAUCCACCAAUGCCUAUGGAUAUCUUGAACAUCAGUCGGAGCGAUAUUGCGUUCAUUUGUGGUGGGAUUUCCCUGCCUCCAAACGUGUUUGGCAAUGGUGGGCUAUCCAUUGGAAAGAUUUUGCUGCAUGGGAUUGGGAUUGCAAUAGAGAAUGGGCCCUCCUGGGGCUUCUUCCUGCUACAGUACAGCCACUAGAAGGCCUAGGAUAUGUGGUGCAGGCCUGCAGAGCGAUUAUUUGCUCUACGAUCUGGGAGGUCAGGAACAAAGCCACGUUUGAGGG